CCCAGCAGCAGGAGCAGCAGCUAGCCUAUCCAACAGUGAAAAGCACGCGCGCUCCGCCCGGCCCUCCCUCCUCUCCUGCGGUGCGUGCGUGCGGUGCCGCCGAGCGAUCCAUCCAUCUGACGGGAGGGUGCGUGAGAUGCCUGCCUGCCUGCCUGCCUCCCUCCCUCCCUGUAGCUCUGGCCUCUUCCUCUAGCUCCAGCCUCCAGCCAGCCGUGCGGGUUUCUGCUGCAGCGGAAGAAGAGCGAGCAGUGCGUGCGUGUCCUCCUGCUCCCACACGAACUCCAUCGUCCUCACCUCAGCUCAUCUCCCGCGCGCCGCGGCCACCCACACGCACGGGCACGAGCACGAUGCCGUGCUCGUCGGCGGCCCCGACGUGGCUGCUGCGGGUGGCGUCGGCGGCCGACCAGGCCUCGUCCUCGUCCUCGUCCAAGGGCGGCGGCCGCGUGCUCACCGCCGGCACCACUGGCACCACCAUGGACACGGCCGCCACCGCUGCCGCCGCCGGCUGUGGCGGCAACGGCGGCGGGGGAGGCGGCAGUAAUGCCGCCGACCUCCAGGAGAGCAGCAGCAGCGGGCAGUCCCGGCUCGCGGCGCGCGGCCACUGGCGCCCCGCCGAGGACGCCAAGCUCCGCGAGCUCGUCGCGCUCUACGGUCCCCAGAACUGGAACCUCAUCGCCGAGAAGCUCGACGGCAGAUCCGGGAAGAGCUGCCGCCUCCGGUGGUUCAACCAGCUGGACCCGCGGAUCAGCAAGCGGCCCUUCAGCGACGAGGAAGAAGAGCGGCUGAUGGCGGCGCACCGCUUCUACGGCAACAAGUGGGCGAUGAUCGCGCGCCUGUUCCCGGGGCGCACGGACAACGCCGUCAAGAACCACUGGCACGUCAUCAUGGCGCGCAAGUACCGCGAGCAGUCCACGGCGUACCGCCGCCGCAAGCUCAACCAGGCAGUCCAGCGGAAGCUCGAGGCCUCCGCCGCGGCGGUCGCAACAAUGCCGCCGGCCGCGGGCAGCACGGGAGACGUCGUCGGCGCCGCCCUCGGCCACCACCACCACCAACUCCUGGCGGCCGCCGCCGCCGCCGCCCACGACGCGGCCUACGGCUUCGCCGCGGCGGACCCCUACGGCGCCUUCGGCUUCCGCCAAUACUACCCGUUCCCGCCAGCUUCGGCCGAGGACACGCCGCCGCCGCCGCCGCCUCCCUUCUGCUUGUUCCCUGGGCCCAGCAGCGCGGCGGCGCUUCACGCCGACAGCAGGCGCCUUCCCUGGCCGUCGUCGUCGUCGUCGGAUGCUGCCGCUGCCGCCGCCGGUGGCGGCAGGUACGGGGAGCCGCAGCAGCAGCUCCUGCUGCCCGUUGUUCACGGUGGCAGCUGGAUCGACGGCGUCGGCGUGGCCGUGGCCGGCGGUCACCACGAGGCGCAGUUCGUCUUGGGCAACAACGGGGGAGCCUUUGAAGGGACCACAAGACAGCAGGGCGCCGCCGCCGGCGCUCACUUUGAAGCUGCCGCGGCGGCGCCGCCGCCAGCGUUCAUAGAUUUCCUCGGUGUCGGAGCCACAUGAAUGUGCAUGCAUGCUCCACUUCAACGACACAUGCGCCUUGCAGUUGCAGGUGGAUCUAAGCUAGGACAAGUAGCUCGGGCUCGAUCUAGCAGCUAGCGCACCACUACUAGCUAGCUACCUUUGCCAUAUGAGUACAUCCAAGGCUUAGCUUAUGUAGUAGUAGCACGCCUCUAUCUCUAUGUAUGUAUGUAUGUAUGUAUAUCUACCUAGGAGCUGGUGACGGAGAUUGAGCUUAUUUCUAUCGGGGCUUUGUAGAUGAGGGACUAUAGGGAGGGAUGCUUGGACUUUGAUCAUUUGGGAUCGGAUUUAGUUACUUGAUGAUUAGCCCCCAGCCAUAUAUGUAUGUAUGUAUGUAUGUAUGCAGGCAAGAAAGAUCGAUGAUGGUGUGAAUUGGAGAGCUAAAUUUGCAGUGGUGGAUUC
This is a messenger RNA of Sorghum bicolor (sorghum), 1973 nucleotides long. Its product is annotated as transcription factor MYB80. Gene Ontology annotation, molecular function: RNA polymerase II cis-regulatory region sequence-specific DNA binding; DNA-binding transcription factor activity, RNA polymerase II-specific. The record is from RefSeq and is a predicted model, not a curated record. NCBI's taxonomy places the organism in Eukaryota, Viridiplantae, Streptophyta, Magnoliopsida, Poales, Poaceae. Gene Ontology annotation, cellular component: nucleus. Gene Ontology annotation, biological process: regulation of DNA-templated transcription. The transcript has 3 exons. The coding region runs from base 348 to 1553 and encodes 401 amino acids.